AGCCCGUGCUGUGGGGCCCGGGAGACCCUGUUGGCGGGCGGGGCGUCCGCAGCGACGGAGACAAACGGCCUCAGAGCUGAACAGCGUCCGGUACAGGAGAGGGAGGGAGAGAAUUACCUAAACUCUGGCAAAAUGAACGGUUGCCGAGUUUUUAUCGGACGCCUGAGCCCUCAGGUGAGGGAGCGCGAUGUGGAAAAGUUCUUCAAAGGGUACGGGCGGAUUCGUGAGAUCGAUCUCAAGAGAGGCUUCGGGUUUGUGGAAUUCGAUGAUCCCCGUGACGCAGAUGAUGCCGUUUACGAACUGAAUGGUAAAGAGCUGUUCCGAGAGAGGAUCACGGUGGAGCUGGCUAAGGCCCCUCCUCGGAGAGGCGGCAGAUUUGGCAGCAGGUUCAACUACCAGCGAUCCAGGACCGAGCGCAGCAGCGGACAGAGAUACGGGCCGCCCGUGCGUACAGAGUAUCGCCUGAUCGUCAAGAACCUCUCUUCCCGUGUCAGUUGGCAGGAUCUGAAGGACAUCAUGCGCCAGGCUGGUGAAGUGACCUUCACUGAUGCUCACAGAACUCACAAUAAUGAAGGUAUUGUGGAGUUUGCUUCCUACAGCGACUUGAAAAGUGCCAUUGAGAAGCUGGAUGGCAAAGAGAUCAAUGGAAGGCGGAUUCAGCUGAUUGAGGAGUCUAGACAUCGCAGAUCCUGGACCAGAUCCCGCUCCAGAACCUCCACCAGAUCCCGGAGUAACAAGGGCUCCCGGAGUGUGUCCCGGUCUGCCAGCCGGUCUCGGAGCCGCUCGCGCUCCCCCAGCAGGUCCCCGCUCCGUGUCGCCCAACGCACCCGAGCCGAGUCCCGCUCCCCCCAGGGAGAGCGACGACGGCAGCCGCCCCCAUCCCGAUCCCCGUCCGACUCCCCCCGCAAGUCAGCCCGCUCCUGGUCAGGCUCCCGGGAACAGUCGCCCGUCAACAGCGCAGAGUAAGGCAGCGUCUCGUCUCAUAUCGGACGUUUUAUAACUUGUUUAGAAAAGAAAGAAAAGAGAUUUUCUAAGGAGCCUGAUGUUAAUUUUGAAACCUUCCUUUCUGUUUGUUAGUGAGUUUGGGAUUUAAGCGUUUAAGAUAUUCCCGUCCCCCCCAUUCCCCCCCCCCCCCCGUAUAAACUUUAUGAAGAUUAUAAUAAUCCAUUGUUUGGCAUAAAAUGCUGCGAUCUGUUUCAGGUGUCUGUAUCAGUUCUAUUUUUGAUGUGGGUGGGGGGGGGGGCGGGGAGUGGAAGGAUUGGUGAAGGAGGAAUGUUUU
Molecule: messenger RNA, 1279 nt
Organism: Callorhinchus milii (elephant shark)
Lineage: Eukaryota; Metazoa; Chordata; Chondrichthyes; Chimaeriformes; Callorhinchidae
Product: serine/arginine-rich splicing factor 5
Exons: 8
Coding region: 133-966 (277 amino acids)
Cellular component (GO): nucleus; cytoplasm; ribonucleoprotein complex
Molecular function (GO): mRNA binding
Source: RefSeq, a predicted model, not a curated record